Messenger RNA from Mya arenaria, 1380 nucleotides. RefSeq lists its product as uncharacterized. Lineage: Eukaryota; Metazoa; Mollusca; Bivalvia; Myida; Myidae. The record is from RefSeq and is a predicted model, not a curated record. The transcript has a single exon. The coding region runs from base 1 to 1380 and encodes 459 amino acids.
AUGGGCGGUGGAAUGUCGCCAGCUGAUUGUCCGCCUGGUAUGAUGGCAGAGAUGACCAACAUGGGCAAAGGCAGUAAUAUGAUGAUGACUGAUGUUGCCAAUGGCGGAAACAUGAUGGCAAGUGGUGGCGACACGAUGAUGGCAGAGAUGGCCAACGGUGGUAAUAUGAUGACCAACGGUGGGAAUAUGAUUAUGGAAAUGGUCAACGCUGGUAAAAGGAUGAUGGCAGAGAUGACCAACGGUGGUAAUAUGAUGGCCAACGCUGGCGGUAUGAUGGCCAACGGUGGUAACAUGAUGGCCAACGGUGGUAACAUGAAAAUGGCAGAGAUGGCAAACGGUGGUAACAUGAUGGCCAACGCUGGUAACAUGAUGAUGGCAGAGAUGACCAACGGUGGUAAUAUGAUGGCAAACGGUGGUAACAUGAUGGCCAACGCUGGUAGCAUGAUGGCCAAAGGCGGUAACAUGAUGACCACCGGUGGUAACAUGAUGGCCAACGGUGGUAAUAUGAUGGGCAACGGUGGUAGCAUGAUGGGCAACGGUGGUAGCAUGAAAAUGGCAGAGAUGGCCAACGGUGGUAAUAUGAUGGCCAACGGUGGUAAUAUGAUGGCCAACGCUGGUAAUAUGAUAGCUAACGGUGGAAGUAUGAUGCCCAACGCUGGUAACAUGAUGCCCGACGCUGGUAAUAUGAUGCCUAACGCUGGUAAUAUGAUGGCCAACGCUGAUAGUAUGGCUAUGAUGGCCAACGGUGGUAAAAGGAUGAUGCCAAUGGAAAUGGGCAAUGGUGGAAACAACAACAUGAUGAUGCCAAUGGACAUGAACAAUGGUGGUGGUGGUAACAACAUGAUGAUGAUGCCUAUGGAAAUGGGCAAAGGCGGUAACAACAUGAUGAUGCCAAUGGGAAUGGGCAAUGGCGGUAACAACAUGAUGAUGCCAAUGGACAUGGGCAAAGGCGGUAACAACAUGAUGAUGCCAAUGGACAUGGGCAAAGGCGGUAACAACAUGAUGAUGCCAAUGGACAUGGGCAAAGGCGGUAACAACAUGAUGAUGCCAAUGGAAAUGGGCAGUGGUGGUAACAACAUGAUGAUGCCAAUGGAAAUGGGCAAUGGUGGUAACAACAUGAUGAUGUCAAUGGACAUGGGCAAUGGCGGUAACAACAUGAUGAUGAUGCCUAUGGAAAUGGGCAAAGGCGGUAACAACAUGAUGAUGCCAGAUGCAAACGGAGGCAACAUGAUGACCAGUGGUAACAUGAUGAUGAUGCCCGAUAUGGCCAACGGCAUCAACGGCGGAGGAAACAUGAUAGCAAAUGGCGGUAGUAUGAUGGGACCAGAUUGUCCACCAGGCCAGCAGAUGACUCAAGGAAACAAAGGGAAAAUGAAUUAA